Helianthus annuus (common sunflower) is the source of this 969-nucleotide messenger RNA. Its product is annotated as nudix hydrolase 17, mitochondrial. Gene Ontology annotation, cellular component: cytoplasm; nucleus. NCBI's taxonomy places the organism in Eukaryota, Viridiplantae, Streptophyta, Magnoliopsida, Asterales, Asteraceae. Gene Ontology annotation, molecular function: pyrophosphatase activity. The transcript has 4 exons. Bases 98 to 619 code for a protein of 173 amino acids. The record is from RefSeq and is a predicted model, not a curated record.
UAAUCCUCAGUUACAUUACAAUCUCUCUCUCUCUCAGAUCUUCAUCUUCCUUGCUUUCUCCAGUCUCCUGUUUCUUCGUUUUAACAUAAUUAUUGAAAUGGAAUUGAAGAAUAUUGUUUCAAUGGUUUCUCGCAGCGGCCGCCAGUUGCAGCGGUACAAUCAAGGCCAACGUCAAGUCGUUGGAUGUAUACCUUACAGAUUCAAAGGUAGCAAAAUGGGAUCAGAUGUGAAUUUAGAAGAUGCAUUAGAAGUUCUUGUGAUCAGUGCACAAAGAAAAGGCAAAGGAAUGUUGUUCCCUAAGGGUGGUUGGGAAUCCGAUGAAUCGAUCAAAGAAGCCGCUCUAAGGGAAUCGGUAGAGGAAGCUGGAGUGUUUGGAACAGUUGAGGGGGCAUUGGGUACAUGGUGCUUUAAAAGCAAAGGCAAUGAUUCAUACUAUGAAGGGCAUAUGUUUCCAUUACUUGUUGAGGAGCAACUCGAAUUUUGGCCCGAGAAAAACAUUCGUCAAAGACAUUGGGUCAGUGUUCCUAAAGCUAAAGAAGUUUGUCAAUAUUCUUGGAUGAAGGAAGCAUUGGAUUUGUUGGUGACGAGACUCGAGUCGAGUCCUUCAUGUGACUUAUGAACUUGACACACCGACUUGUAAAUACGAUGAGUUUUUGUUAAGAUUAUUCGAUUGACAUCUUGAAAGAUUUCAAGAUAUUUGAUCAAUCAACAACAAAAUCAUGCUAAUUUGAUACGCCUUGAGGUUUUUGUACACGAAGAUUUUGUAUCUACGCGGACAAGGACAUCGAUUGCGAUAGCAAAAAGGGAAGGAAUUUUUGAAAAGGGGUUUUGAGGAUCACUAACAAAUAACUUUCUUUUCCUUUUGGAAAUCAUACUUCAAUAGGGUUGUUGUAUACUUUUUUUAUUCAUUUAUUUUAUAUUUAUAUAUGUACAAUUUUGAUCAUCAUAAUGGAAGUAUGAUUCGUUUUA